AUGAAAGCUCUCACAAUCAACAACAUCAACCCCCACGUCAAGGCUGCCAAGUACGCAGUGCGCGGCGAGCUCGCUGUCAAGAGUGAGGAGUACCGCGCUCGUCUGGCCAAGGGAGACAAGGGCGACCUUCCGUUCGACACCGUCAUCUCGGCUAAUAUCGGCAACCCACAACAACUUGACCAGAAGCCUCUUACCUUCUUCCGCCAGGUGGCCAGUUUGCUAGAGAACCCUCUGCUGCUGGAGCAUGAGGACGUGCUGAAGAACGGGCUGGGCUACAAGCAGGAUGUCAUCGACAGGGCGAGGAAGCUGCUCAAAGAUGUCGGAAGUGUUGGCGCAUACAGCCAGAGCCAGGGAGCACCGGCUGUCAGGGAGGAGGUUGCCAAAUACAUCGAGAGACGCGACGGCUUCCCGGCUGACCCAACGAACAUCUUCCUCAGCGGCGGCGCCUCCUCUGGGGUGAACGCGCUCCUCCACAUCAUUUGCGCGGACGAAAAGAGCGGUGUCCUCGUUCCGAUUCCCCAAUACCCGCUCUACACCGCCACACUUUCCGUCCUCAACGCCCAGGCUGUUCCAUACUAUCUUGACGAGUCGACGCACUGGGGAACCAGCCUGGAAGACAUCAAGACGGGCUAUGAGAAGGCUGUCGCGGAGGGCAUUGAUGUGCGCGCGAUCGUUGUCAUCAACCCCGGAAACCCGACGGGUGCCAGUUUGAGCGCGGAAGACAUUCGCAGUGUUCUGAAGUUCGCGGCGGAGAAGAAGUUGGUCGUGAUGGCCGACGAGGUCUACCAGACAAACGUGUUCAGCGGCAAGUUCAUCUCGUUCAAGAAAGCGCUGCGCGAAUUGCAGAAGGCGGAGCCUGGCAAGUACGACGAGCUGGAGCUUGCAUCCCUGCACUCCAUCUCCAAGGGUAUGGUAGGCGAAUGCGGCCACCGUGGCGGUUACUACGAGAUGGUCGGAUUCGAUCCCGAGGUCAAGGCCGAGGUUUACAAGUUUGUCUCCAUCCAACUAUGCGCGCCUGUCGUUGGUCAGUGCUUCGUCGAGAUGAUGGUCAACCCGCCCAAGGAGGGCGAGCCGAGCUAUCCCCUGUACAAGGAAGAGCACGACGGAAUCUACAAGAAUUACCAUGAACGCGCGUUGGCGCUCUUUGAGGCCUUCAAGAAAAUGGAGGGCGUCGAGUGCGCUUCUCCUGCCGGCUCGAUGUACCUGUUCCCCACCAUUAAGCUCCCGAAGAAGGCGAUCGAGCAGGCCGAGAAGGAAGGCCGCCAGGCAGACGAGUUCUAUGCUCUACGCAUGCUCGAUGCAACCGGUGUCUGCACCGUGCCUGGCUCCGGUUUCGGUCAGAAGGAGGGAACGUACCACUUCCGUACCACUUUCCUCGCACCGGGCACGGACUGGGUUGGUCGCAUUGUGGAGUUCCACCGUGCCGAGCCAUUCUUGUUCACUCACUUCGCAAAGCUUCAUUCUCUGUCUUCCUCUGACCGCAAACCUCUUGCUGAACCUUCCGCCAACAUCUUCAAGAUGAUGAGCCAACUAUUCACCGCGGUGGCCUUUGUUGCCGCGCUCACCACUCCUGCCACUGCCCAGCCCGGCGGAGGCGGACCUUGGGGCACCGGCACCACCACAUGGUCGGGCGCUCCGUCUGACUGGACCACAAGAUCGGACUGGUCGUCCUGGACCAGCGCAAACUCGGGUUGGAAGUCAGACUGGUCGUCGUGGGCUAGCGGCUGGGCAACCGACUCCAACGGCGACUACAAUCCUUCCGGCUGGAGCACCAAGACCAAGCCAUGGACGUCAUGGACGUCGGGCGGUCCCUUGACCACCGGCGGGCCCGGAGGCUUUGGCGGCUGGGGUCCCGGUAGCGGCGCGGGAGGCUGGGGAGGAGGCAGCAGCCACAGCGGCGGCCCCUUCGGCGGCGACCACCCGUGGGGCCCGUGGCAGUCGAGCGGCAACUGGACGACGGGCGCGUGGACCAAGUGGUGGGGAGGCUCUGCCUGCCCGGCCAGCACCUGGUCCGGAUGGACCAACGGCCCCUGGGGCACCAGCGCUCCCUGGACGACCUGGUCCGGCUGCACCGUCUCGACUACCGCAAGCUCGACCUACACGACGACUCCCGCGACCGGCACGCCCUCGGUGGCCACCUCGUACGGCAUCAAGGUCGCCGAGGCCACUGCAGGGCAAUCCAGCGGCUCCUCGGGCUCGGCGGCCUCGACGGGCAGCGCCAGCGCCGGCAGCGCCAGCAGCAGCUCUGGCUCGAGCAGCGCCGGUUCGACUGUGACGGUUGCGUUCAUCGGCACGAUGGCGGGAACCGCGUUCGUCGCCAUGUUGAUGCUGUAA
Messenger RNA from Diplodia corticola, 2334 nucleotides. Its product is annotated as alanine transaminase. The transcript is spliced from 4 exons. Gene Ontology annotation, molecular function: pyridoxal phosphate binding; L-alanine:2-oxoglutarate transaminase activity. Lineage: Eukaryota; Fungi; Ascomycota; Dothideomycetes; Botryosphaeriales; Botryosphaeriaceae. The record is from RefSeq and is a predicted model, not a curated record. The coding region runs from base 1 to 2334 and encodes 777 amino acids. Gene Ontology annotation, biological process: biosynthetic process.